UAGCGUUUUCUCCAUAGUCCGCAAAUGCUCUAUCACAACUGCUUCAUGACAGACGGGGAGGGGGAAGCGAAGAACUGUAAGCCCCGGAUCCAUCUUCAAGAGAAAAUUGGAAAGAGAGACCGCGUCCCAGUUUUACUUCUUUUUAGCGGCAUCUUUCCGUGUGAUCCGUGUUAGGGAGCCCGAGGAGGGGGCUGUGUCACUGUCUGUAGGAUGUCCCGACAUGAAGGUGUGAGCUGUGACGCGUGUUUAAAAGGGAACUUCAGAGGGCGCCGCUACAAGUGUUUAAUCUGCUACGACUACGACCUGUGCGCCUCGUGCUACGAGACGGGGGCCACCACCACCAGACACACCACGGAACAUCCCAUGCAGUGCAUACUAACCAGGGUAGACUUUGAUCUGUACUAUGGCGGGGAGGCCUUUUCAGUAGAACAGCCCCAGUCGUUCACGUGUCCCUACUGUGGCAAGAUGGGCUACACAGAGACCUCCCUGCAGGAGCACGUUACCUCGGAGCACGCCGAGACCUCCACAGAGGUGAUCUGCCCCAUCUGCGCUGCCUUGCCCGGAGGCGACCCCAAUCAUGUGACCGACGACUUUGCCGCUCACCUCACACUUGAACACAGAGCACCUAGAGAUUUACCCCACGAUGAGACCAGCGGCGUGCGGCACGUGCGCCGGAUGUUCCACCCCGGCCGUGGGCUGGGGGGUCCGCGGGCCCGCCGGACCAACAUGCACUUUACCAGCAGCUCCACCGGGGGGCUCUCCUCCUCACAGAGCUCCUCCUACUCUCCAAGCAAUAGGGAAGCCAUGGACCCCAUAGCAGAGUUGUUGUCCCAGCUGUCGGGCGUGCGGCGCUCGGCGGGCGGCCAGCUCAACUCGUCGGGCCCGUCGGCCUCGCAGCUGCAGCAGCUGCAGAUGCAGCUCCAGCUGGAGCGCCAGCAGGCGCAGGCGGCGCGGCAGCAGCUGGAGACGGCGCGCAACGCCACGCGGCGCGGCAACCCCGGCAACAUCAGCGGCGGAGGGGGAGGAGGGGGAGGGGGAGGCGGGAGCGGAGCCGCGGCCAUCCCGCCCUCGUCCAACGCGGCCAACAACCCGGCCAGCCUGCCCGAGAGCAACGCGCUGGCCCAGCACACCUCCCAGUUCCUGCUCACACGGUUGAACGAGCCCAAGAUGACCGAGGCGGAGCGGCAGGCGCUGGAGGGCGAGCGAGCCGACCGCAGCCUGUUUGUGCAGGAGCUGCUGCUGUCCACGCUCAUGCGGGACGAGAGCUCCUCCUCGGACGAGGACGAGCGCCGAGACUUCGCCGACUUCGGGGCCAUGGGCUGCGUGGACAUCAUGCCGCUGGACGUGGCUCUGGAGAGCCUCAACCUGAAGAGCGGGAGCUCCGCGGGCAAGGAGCCUCCGCCCCCUCCUCUUUGAUGACGCCCCACCACCACCGCAACAACAGCAACCACAUCGCAGACUAUGUCCUCUGUGCUGUAACUGCCAAUGAUGACGAUGGUGGCGGCAUACUACAACAACAAUGACGACGACAACGACAUCAACAUAAACAACAACAACAACAACAACAAAAAAGAGAAAUGACAACAACAAAACAGCCCCCCUCCCCCCCUCCCUUGUUUUGUUUGCUUUUUAAUUUUUUCUUUUUUUGUUUUGUUUUUUUUUCCGUUGUUUUUCUUCUCGGGUUUGUUUUUGUUUUUUCUUUUCUUUUUUCGGUGAUUGUAAUUUCAGGUCUGUCACCUUUGUUACAUUGUAUAAAUCCAUAAUGGAGA
Sardina pilchardus (European sardine) is the source of this 1769-nucleotide messenger RNA. It is a transcript of the gene kcmf1, whose product is annotated as potassium channel modulatory factor 1. Gene Ontology annotation, biological process: synaptic signaling. Lineage: Eukaryota; Metazoa; Chordata; Actinopteri; Clupeiformes; Clupeidae. Bases 211 to 1416 code for a protein of 401 amino acids. Gene Ontology annotation, molecular function: zinc ion binding. Gene Ontology annotation, cellular component: plasma membrane. The record is from RefSeq and is a predicted model, not a curated record. The transcript has 7 exons.